GACCGCCCAAAGCGAAGGUUGUAUUUUGACCAACGCUCAGUCCACGUGAAGACACGAAGGUGAAGACCGUUUCAACCAGUCCGUUAUUAUGGUCAAUUAAUUAACGCACUUACAACUUCUGUCAAGUUCUGACUUGACCUCUUCAUUUUUUAGAAUGAUUGAUUACUCUUACGCUUUAGUAUAAAAUUUCCGAGUGAUAAAGUUUUCGUAUUAUCCUCGUGAUAGUUUCAUGGUGAAAGUGCUAUCAAGUUAGUGUGGACUAAACUAGUGAUGCCAUGACUCAGAGCAAUCUGACUACUCCCGACAGGCAGCAUGGAGUGCGUACUGUUUCAGAGGAGAAACUUAUGGUGGCGGUGCGCGUGCGACCGCUGCGCGCUGAUGAAGGUCCCCGCAUCGUGCACGUGGUCAGCGAUAAGAUGUUAGUCCUGGAGGACGAGGCUGACAGCAGGCGAGACGUGCUGCGCCAGCGCCGGCUGAACGAAAAGCACUGCGUGUACGACCGCGUCUUCGGCGAGGAUAGCACCCAAGAGGAGGUCUACGACGCCGUGUGUGCCUCGCUCGUAGGCGGCACAUUGCAAGGGUUCGCUGGCGCCGUGUUCGCCUACGGUGCCACUGGCGCGGGCAAGACCCACACCAUGACCGGCCUCAUGUCCCGCGCCCUCAACCACCUAUUCACCAGCAUAGCUGAAAGUGACAACCCUAAAGCUUAUGAGGUGAAGAUGUCAUACAUAGAAAUCUACAAUGAGAACAUUCGCGAUUUGCUGAACCCGAGUGCGGGUCCUUUGGAGCUGCGGGACGAAGGCGGCAGCGGCGCGCCCGUCGUGGCGGGCCUGAGCGAGGUGCGCGCCACCAGCGCCGCGCACGUCAGCGAGCUGUUGACGAGGGGAGACCGCGCGCGCACCGCCGAACCCACGCACGCCAACGAACAUUCGUCAAGGGGCCACGCGCUGCUGAGUGUGACGGUGAGCAUCCAGGUGGAAGGCGGCGUGCAGCGCGGGCGGCUGUUCCUGAUCGACCUGGCGGGCUCGGAGCGCGCGGGGCUGCGCGCGCGCCGGCUCGAAGGCGCGCACAUUAACCGCUCGCUGCUGGCGCUGGGAAACUGCAUAAUGGCACUCUCGGGGGGAGCUAGAUACGUAAACUACCGUGACUCGAAGCUGACGCGUUUGCUAAGAGAGGUGUUGGGCGGCCGAUGUCGGACGGCCAUGGUGGCCCACGUGGCGCCGGGCGCCGCGCACAGGGAGACCACUCGCUCGACGUUGCACUACGCGCAGCGUGCUUCUUCUAUUACUAAUAGGGUAGAACGUGAGUUGAUAGAGACUCCAAUGCACAUGUCUCAAUAUCGCACAGUCAUCACCGAGUUGCGAGAAGAGAUCUCUCGGCUCAAGUCUAAGAUGAAAGACGACCGUUCAAGAUCAAAAGAGGAUCUAAUGAGUCAGCACAAAGAAGAAGAGCUCACAAAAGAGCAAAGCGAAGAAAGCGCAGCUCAUCUAAAGAAUUUGCGCGACGCAAUUGUGUCUACUUUCAAGCAACAGAUGCGCCUGCGGCGACGUCUGAUGGAGCUCGACAGCCAUUUGUUGGGCUUAGCGCUGGACGCUGAAAGACAGCACGCGACUAUUUCUCACUGGGAAGCGAGGUUCAAUCGGCUGUACAAGCCAAUUAGCUUGUCUGGAUCACGAUUAAGCACCCAGCAAAGUUAUAGAGGUGGUACUGGCAUGUCGACAAGCGGCAGCGAGCGCGCCGAGGCCGAGGUGGCCGUGGAGCAGGCGUGGGCGGAGCUGGCGGCCGUGGAGCGCGAGCAGGAGGCGGCGCGCUCCGAGCGCGACCGCGUCGAGCGCCAGCUCGAGCAAGUGCGCUUGCGAGGCGCGCAGCUGGAGCAGGAGCUGCCCGCGCGCAUCAGCAGCGGGCCGGAGCGAGAGGUUCUGGCGCUGGUGUGCCGCGUGCACGAGCUGGAAGCGGACAAGCUGGCGCUGCAGGGCGAGCGGGCUGCGCGCGCGCACGAGCUGCGGCGCCGCGACCUCGCGCUGCAGCGCCGCGACGCGCAGCGACGACUCUCCGACGAGAUCAUCACGCGCCAGCGGCGGGCGCUUGAAGAAAUGAGCAUUGGUAUACCUCCUGAGCUUGGACAAUUAUAUGAGCUGUACCAACAAGAGAUCCACGCCUCUACGUACACAGAGAGUAACGACGUAUACACGCCCACCUACAGGCUUCCGCCUAUCUCAACAAGCCAGGCCAGUGCGGCGACUAUGAAGCGGUACUCGAGCGACGACAGCCUCGUCAUGGUGGCCCCGCGGCCGGGCGACGCGGCCGCGCCUUGAAUCCUUCGACGCAUUCGCAUCGGAACGCGUCAAUAACUAUUCGGAUAUGGUUGACCAUGGAAAGCACCUCAGAAAACAUUAUCUCUAUGUUUCUCUCUAAUAAACGUGCUGUACCUAUGUUGUCAGUGGAUAACUUUCAACAGGUUGCUAAUCUUGAAAGUUAUAAAUUAAAGUUUUGUCCUGAUCUUUGUAACAUCCAUCUUUUCCUGAAAAAAGAUGAAUAUUUUCGCUAAGAUGAUAGAUUUGGAGUGACCAUUGUGGAAUGAAUAUAAUAUGUAGAACUCUUUCAAACCAUUAACAGCAUAAAACCUACUAACUAUAAACUUUUGUUUGCCGAGUGCUCCAUUAUCGAAUGCUUAAUGCCUAAUAACAUAUUUUUCGAAGAUAUAUUGCAGAUUUUGCAAUGAAUUUAUCAUCAUUUAAUAUUAAUAACAAUCACUGUGGUUUAACUACAUAAUUAAUCGAUUACAACAAAGCUACGAUGCUACGACAUAUCGUAGUCUCGUAGCAAGAAAUAUAACAAGGCCGAAUAUUAUUUAUGUAUUAUUUUCGAUUUUGU
Molecule: messenger RNA, 2874 nt
Organism: Ostrinia furnacalis (Asian corn borer)
Lineage: Eukaryota; Metazoa; Arthropoda; Insecta; Lepidoptera; Crambidae
Gene: Kif19A
Product: Kinesin family member 19A
Exons: 13
Coding region: 276-2315 (679 amino acids)
Biological process (GO): microtubule-based movement
Molecular function (GO): ATP binding; microtubule motor activity; microtubule binding
Source: RefSeq, a predicted model, not a curated record